Musa acuminata subsp. malaccensis (wild Malaysian banana) is the source of this 1279-nucleotide messenger RNA. RefSeq names its product vascular-related unknown protein 1-like. Gene Ontology annotation, biological process: xylem development. NCBI's taxonomy places the organism in Eukaryota, Viridiplantae, Streptophyta, Magnoliopsida, Zingiberales, Musaceae. The record is from RefSeq and is a predicted model, not a curated record.
AAGCAGCACAAGGAGAGGUCCUUUUCAGAAUAAAUUGGGUGGAGUAGGACCAUGGAGAGGCAGCAGCUGAUUCAACAGCACACAUGGUUGCACCGGCAUUCAGUACAGUGGAACUCUGUCUACAGGUUCACGAGGAUUUGUAUGUAACCGCGACAGGGAUCCAAUAACAGCCCCCAUGUGAGCAGUGCCACCAACUUCCCCGUUAUCUCCUUCCUAAAUCAUCAACAACAGCUACAGCUCAAUCAAACCCUAGCAGAAGCUGAAGACAAAACAAAAGAAGGAAAUAAAGUUCAUCGUUCGGAAUCAGUAUUAUGUCUGAGGAUGGGUGGUGGUGGUGAACAGAAGAGAAAGCAUGACAAGCAGAAAUGAGAGAGAGAGAGAGAGAGAGAGUUUGGGGAGUCGUGGAGCCAACGGAGCUCUUGAACGUAACUGUAAAAACGGUUCAACAACGGGCACAGGGAACGACCAAAGCUCGAUUAGCAGGGAAGAAAUGUUCAUGGCCAACGGCAGCAGAUAAGAGAAGGUAAAAGGAAGAUAAAGAGAAGAGAGGAUUUGGGGAGUGUUAGGUCGGGUUGUGAUGUCAAUCCAUCACAUUGUUCCUCCUCUUUGUUUUGUCUUGGAGUUCCUUGAGUUUUAACUUCCUUUCAACCCAGCGGUCUGCCCCACUCCAAUAUGGAGGAAUCGAUCAACUCGUCAUCUGUGGACGGCGCGCCCGGCUCCAAGGUUGGCUCAGCUUCUUCCGAGGAGAGUGGCUGGACCAUGUACUUGGAGGACUUCAUGGCAUCAGAGGAGAAGCAAGAAGCGGGUGGCUUCUACUCCAGCGCUGUCAAUGGGCCUUCUGCGAUCUCCGAUGCUGCUUCGUGUGUUGCAUGGACGCCGUUGAGUCUGAAGAAGAGGAAACGGAAGGGGCUACUAGAAGAUGACUCCUUGGAAGAUACUGCUAUCUCACCUGCUAGUAGCUCCAAGGUUACUGAUUUAAAUUACUUGACCAUGAAUCCAACCAAGAAAGAUGAUCACAGGGAAACACCUCAGGAGGGCGUUGUUGGCUCUAGGAGUAGCCAAGAACUAAAUGGAUUGAGUUCCACUGAGAGGAAGAAUGAAUGCACUGAGCAGAAGAAAAAUGGGGUUUGUCUAGUCCCUUUGUCCAUGUUAGUUCACUAUCUAGGCUAGAGUUUUAGCUGUUGUAGUUCAAGAAGAAUAUGGUAGCUUACCAUAGAGAGGAGUUCCUCUCUGUUCCUGUAUUUGUGCAGAUGCAUAGAUCAUGUGUGUGGUUUUUAUA